Chiloscyllium plagiosum (whitespotted bambooshark) is the source of this 1108-nucleotide messenger RNA. The record is from RefSeq and is a predicted model, not a curated record. NCBI's taxonomy places the organism in Eukaryota, Metazoa, Chordata, Chondrichthyes, Orectolobiformes, Hemiscylliidae.
UGUUCAGCAUUCAUAUCCUAUUCUGAAACAGAACAACGAAACCAGAUGCAACCUUAACUGCACUUACAGGCUGCUCUCCAGGUCUGAAUACUUUUUUUGUGGUAGGCUGCACACCAUGAGUUCUGUGCCAAACCGUUCCCAUACACCAUGUGUAAUCAAUAACAAGAUGGAAGCUUUUACUUAUUUUUAUUACUUAAUCUUUCUGAUUGGUAUUAUUGGGAGUUGCAUCGCACUUUGGUCAUUCAUAAGCCAAAGGAAAGCCAGAAAAUGCCUCAACAUCUACUUAAUUAACCUACUGACUGCCGAUUUCCUACUGAGUCUGGCUCUGCCUUUCAAAAUAAUUGUUGACCUAGGUGUUGCUCCAUGGGGUUUGAAAAUCUUCCACUGUCAGGUUACAGCGUGCCUCAUCUAUGUAAAUAUGUAUUCAUCGAUUAUUUUCCUGGGCUUCGUAAGCAUAGAUCGAUAUAUUCACCUCUCAGGAAACUCAAGAUUCCAAAGGAUUCAAGAGCCAGGUUUUGCAAAAAUGAUGUCUCUGGUCAUUUGGGGAAUGGUCCUGCUGCUGAUGGUGCCUAAUAUGGCAAUCCCCAUCAAAAACAUAGAGCCAAAACCUCUUCUCAAGUGUGCAGAGAUCAAAAUUACACUGGGGUUGCACUGGCAUGUCCUCACCAAUUUUAUCUGCAUUGCAAUAUUCAUGAAUGUUUCAGCGAUGAUGCUGACCUCCAACUUCCUUGUGGUGAAGAAACUGUAUAAAAACAAGGACAGAGAAAUGCAGAAAGAUGUCCAGCAAACUCUGAGGCAUGUUUUCAUACUGACCGGCAUCUACAUAAUUUGUUUUGUCCCAUAUCACAUUGUUCGGACUCCGUACACACUCAGUCAGUACAAGCCAGUGGGAGACUGCACUGUGCAGCGAUCCUGGUUUCUGGCGAAGGAAUGUACCUUCCUCCUGGCCGUCCUCAAUCUCUGCCUUGACCCCAUUUUGUAUUUCUACCUCUGCAAAUCAUUCCGGUCAAAAAUUACUCAAACGUUUGGAUUGGCCAAAGAGAUGAAACACAAGAAAAGAGAGGCCGAACAGGCAGCAAAUGAGACCAACUUAACAUUGUGCAAUUAA